This is a messenger RNA of Aspergillus aculeatus ATCC 16872, 1779 nucleotides long. RefSeq names its product carotenoid oxygenase family protein. NCBI's taxonomy places the organism in Eukaryota, Fungi, Ascomycota, Eurotiomycetes, Eurotiales, Aspergillaceae. Gene Ontology annotation, biological process: carotene catabolic process. Gene Ontology annotation, molecular function: carotenoid dioxygenase activity. The record is from RefSeq and is a predicted model, not a curated record. The transcript has 7 exons. Bases 1 to 1428 code for a protein of 475 amino acids.
AUGCCUAACGAGCUGACAAGUUUGAGUUACCAUGCCGGGAACUAUGCUCCUAUUCACACUACCCUGAAUCUCCGGCCCUGUCCGUCUGAAGGCGCGAUUCCCGAGGAAUUUUUCGGAGGGCAGUAUGUGCGCAACGGAAGCAAACCCCUCCAGGUUGAUACUAGCCGAGGCUUCCAUUGGUUCAACAGUGAUGGGAUGCUCACCAGCGUGUUCUUCGAGCGCAUCGCGCAGGCCCCCGGCGUGACCACCCUGAUCAGUCCGAGAUCAUCGGUGCUCAGCGUGCUGAUGGAGGUCGUACAAGCGAUGGCUCUAAUUGUUGCCUCGCUCUGGGGUCUCAUCGCUCGGCCCAUCCGGCGUACCAGCACUUCCAACACAAGUGUUGUGCAUAAUGAUGAUCAAAUACUGGCCACGAACGAGACGGGCCCUCCUAUGCGUGUUUUUCUGCCGUCGUCGCUAAAGACUGUCGGCUGGUUCACUGGUAUGGAGGGCUUUAUCAAAGAAAUGACAACGGCUCAUCCCCACGUUGACCCUCAGACGCAAGAGAUGUUUCUCUUCCAUGCAACUUUCCUAGCCCCGUUCACUCUUUGUCUCAACCAGCCCGAACCGGGAUUUCAGGGAGGUGAGAUCAUGCAUGACUUCGGCGUAUCGCGCAAACACACUGUCAUGAUAGAUAUGCCUUACAACUGGCGUGGCCAGACACGAUUCGGGGUGUUUCCCCGGUACGAGCCCGAGAAGGUAAAAUGGUACACCUCAGCGCCCUGCAUGAUCAUGCACACCGUCAACACCUGGGAUGAAGAAACCUUCAACGGCACGCGGGUCCAUCUGCUUUUGAGGCCCAAGCAGAUCUCUCAUCAGUGGGCAUUAUCUGCGAUUCCCUUUGAGUUUCCACACGUGCCGCAUCGCCUCCAGAUGGCACCGACUCGCUUCGUUUAUGGGAACUCGAUGCGGACUGGAGACUUUGCGGAAGCUUGUAUUAGCAAUGUCAAGGUUGAAUGUCUUGUGAAGAUCGAUGUGGUGGCUCUGCUUGCGCGAGGCCUCGCCGACCCUCCGUCGCAGGUGGAUGGUUGUGUUGACCAAAGAUCUGUCGCCGAAGUUCUCAUUUCUGAUGAUCCAAAUGAUCCCAUCAAAGUCUUUGCUUUACCUGAUGGAUGGUACGCGCAGGAGUGCUCGUUUGUUGCUCGCAAGGAUGGUCAGUCCGAGGACGAUGGGUGGCUCGUCACCUACGUGUACGAUGAAUUGCAGCUCGAUGAAAACGGCGCAGCACCCGAGACUUCUCAGAGCGUGUUGUGGAUUAUUGAUGCCUUGGAAAUGAAGGAAGUCGUGGCUCGUGUGCUCUUGCCGCAGCGUGUACCGUAUGGGAUGCAUGGUAACUGGUUUCCUGAGGAGCAGAUUCUGGGGCAGCGAGAGGUGGAGCGUUUCCGUAAGUGAGUUGCAGUGGCCUAAAAGCAUUUGGACUCUUAGCAUAUGCUAUUCAUAGUCAUACUUGUUGGUUUGUACUCGCGGAGUUAUCUGUCGCAAUUGUUAUGUUUGUUGUUUGUUUGUUUGUUUGUAUGUUUGAUGGUCAGGUACGAGGCACAAUUCGGUCAAGACUCAAACUCCUGCCAAUCUCCAACUGUUCCUCUCCACCUCUCUUUGCUUCACCGAGCCAUGACACGACACGAUCAUCACUACCUAUCAAGUAUACAUGGCUUAGACUUUUCGCUUCGUCUCCUGGGACAAUCAACUUCUUUCUGUAAUCGACUAAGAUCUGGUGAUGCAGUGCCACUGCUCAGCCCCGAC